AUGGCCGAUGAGGACCCCCGCCGCUUGUCGCUCUCCCGCACUAGGAGUCGCCCAUCCGGCUCCGAAAACUUAGAGCGCGUCUACUCGGCUCAACACCUCGACGACCACAGCAUCUACCGUGCUGCUGAUGAAUCGGCCCAGGACUACCCAUCAACUCACCGCCCCGGUACCUCUUCUCACCGCACUCCCGAUGACUCUGACUCCGAGAAAAAGGGCAACGACCAAGACGACGAUGGAAGUAUCGAGAUCCCGGAAGUUCGAGAUGGUAUUCCCGACGUGAGGGACGUCGAGAAGGGUGAAUUCGCCAAAGAACAGGCUAAAGAAUCCGCUCCUCCAAAAGACCCUAAUGUUGUCAGCUGGGAAGGGCCUGAAGAUCCCGCCAAUCCGAAGAACUGGUCCCUCCGUCGCAAGUGGGCUGCUUGUCUGGUUGUCUCCUCUUUCACCUUCAUCUCGCCCGUCUCCUCAUCCAUGGUCGCACCGGCUCUACCUGCUAUCGCGAAGGAGCUCGGCGUCAACCAGGAAAUCGAAGAGGCUCUCAUGCUGUCGCUUUUCGUUCUCGCAUACGCCGUUGGCCCUCUAAUUCUCGGGCCCCUCUCGGAGGUUUACGGUCGAGUCCUCGUUUUGCAGCUUGCGAACGCAUUUUACCUGGCAUGGAACAUCGGAUGCGGUUUUGCGCAGACCAAGGGCCAAAUGAUGGCUUUCCGAUUCCUCUCUGGCCUCGGAGGCUCCGCGCCCUUGGCCAUUGGCGGUGGUACCCUUUCAGACAUGUUCUUGCCCGAGCAGCGUGGAAAGGCCAUCAGUGUAUACAGUCUGGCGCCUCUCAUCGGACCCGCAGCCGGCCCUAUCGCUGGCGGCUUCAUUGCCGAGAACACAACCUGGCGAUGGGUCUUCUGGGCAACUUCCAUUGUGGACGCCGUCAUUCAAGUGUUCGGCUUCUUCUACCUCCAAGAGACGUACGCGCCCGUCCUGCUGAAGUGGAAGGCUGCGCGGCUGCGCAAGGAGACGGGCAACGAGGCCCUGCGCUCCGAGUUCGAUUCGGACAAGACCAUCUCCAAGGUGCUGGGCAUCGCUCUCAUCCGGCCCUUCCGCCUGCUCUUCACGCAACCCAUCAUCCAGUUCCUGGCCGUGUACAUGGCCUUCCUGUACGGCCUCAUGUACCUCGUCCUCUCCACCUUCCCCUCGCUCUGGACCACCACCUACGGCGAAUCCGUCGGCAUCGGCGGCCUCAACUACAUCUCGCUGGCCGUCGGCUUCUUCAUCGGCGUGCAGGUCGCGGCGCGCCUCAACGACAAGAUCUACGUGCGCUUCAAGCACCGUAACGGCGGCGUCGGCCUGCCCGAGUUCCGCGUCCCGCUCAUGGUGCCCGGCGCGCUGCUAGUGCCCGUCGGCCUGUUCUGGUACGGCUGGAGCGCCCAGGCCCAGGUCCACUGGAUCAUGCCCAACAUCGGCGCCGCCAUCUUCGCCGCCGGCGUCAUCGUCGCCUUCCAGUGCAUCCAGACGUACCUCGUCGACGCCUACACGCGCUUCGCCGCCAGCGCCAUCAGCGCCGCCACCGUCCUGCGUAGCUUGGCCGGCUUCGGCUUCCCGCUCUUUGCACCGUACAUGUACCAGGCCCUCGGUGACGGCUGGGGGAACACUUUGCUCGGCCUCGUUGGUAUCGUGCUGGGUCUGCCUGCGCCGUUGGUGCUGUGGAAGUAUGGCAAGGCGCUGAGGGCGAAGAGCCAAUUUGCUGCAGGUGGUUAA
Molecule: messenger RNA, 1743 nt
Organism: Lasiodiplodia theobromae
Lineage: Eukaryota; Fungi; Ascomycota; Dothideomycetes; Botryosphaeriales; Botryosphaeriaceae
Product: MFS multidrug transporter
Exons: 1
Coding region: 1-1743 (580 amino acids)
Biological process (GO): transmembrane transport
Molecular function (GO): transmembrane transporter activity
Source: RefSeq, a predicted model, not a curated record